AUGUUUUCAGACGUUUUUCGGCACAAUGGUUGCCUCUGCCCAUGCAAACCGUUCGAGGAGAAAGAGUACUACAUUCCCAUAAGACGGACAAAUAAUUGGUUCGGUGCACUUGCAUUUUGUCAUAGUGUCGGAAUGGAGAUCGCCGAGGUGCUCAACGAAGCCGAAGCUAAAGCAUUGCGCCAAGUGAUAAUCGAGGAAGAAUCUGAUAACGAUAUGGAUUUCUUCUGGAUUGGGGCGAAUGAUUUGGGCACACAGGGUGCCCGCCGUUGGGGACUAACCGGACGUCUGAUAACGUACAGCAACUGGACAGCAGGCGAACCAAAUAACGCUCUCUCCAGCGAUGGCCGGGAACAGACGGAACGAUGUGCAGCCAUCGCAAAGGAUACGCUCGAAUGGAAUGAUUUUCAAUGCACAGAUAGUAAAAAAUUCGUUUGUCAACAGUUUCGCGAUGAGUGAAGUG
Anopheles maculipalpis is the source of this 460-nucleotide messenger RNA. Its product is annotated as C-type lectin 37Db-like. The transcript has 2 exons. The record is from RefSeq and is a predicted model, not a curated record. Bases 1 to 456 code for a protein of 151 amino acids. NCBI's taxonomy places the organism in Eukaryota, Metazoa, Arthropoda, Insecta, Diptera, Culicidae.